GCCCCUGGAGAACACUUCCGGCGCAGCGGAAUUCCGGGUGCGAGCGCUGGCCGAGCCGGCCUCUUGUAGUGGAGGAGGCCCAAUGAGUGCGGCGCCCCUGGUGGGCUACAGCAGCAGCGGCUCGGAGGAUGAGGAUGAGUCCAAAGCGGAGGCCGAGGCGGGGGCCCAGGCGCGGCUGGGGGCUGGAGUCUGCCCUCGCGCCCAGAGCCCCCUUCCCAACCAGAGGUUGCCGGUACCUGACAGUGUGCUGCACAUGUUCCUGGGCACCGAAGAAGGGCCUGAGGAUGACAGUGCAAAACAUGGGGGCCGGGUGCGCACCUUCCCCCACGAGCGAGGCAACUGGGCCACCCACGUCUUCGUGCCUUAUGAAACCAGGGAGGAGUUCCUGGACCUGCUCGACACGUUGCUGCCCCUCGCGCAGACACACGUCCCCCGGCUGGUCCGGAUGGAAGCGUUCCACCUCAGCCUGUCCCAGAGCGUGGUGCUGCGGCAUCAUUGGAUCCUUCCCUUCGUGCGGGCUCUGAAGGACCGCGUGGCCUCCUUCCAGCGAUUCUUCUUUACUGCCAACCGUGUAAAGAUUUAUACCAAUCAAGAGAAAACGAGAACCUUCGUUGGGCUCGAGGUCACGUCGGGGCACACCCAAUUCCUGGACCUGGUUUCAGAGGUAGACAGAGUCAUGGAGGAAUUUGACCUCACCACUUUCUACCAGGACCCCUCCUUCCACGUCAGUCUGGCCUGGUGCGUGGGUGAUGUGCGUCCCCAGCUGGAAGGGCAGUGCCUGCGGGAGCUGCAGAAAAUUGUGGACGAGUUUGAAGACUCCGAGAUGGUGCUGCGUGUGCACGCCGAGCAGGUCCGUUGCAAGUCUGGGCACAAGUUCUUCUCAAUGCCUCUGAAGUGAGCAUCAGAGGCCCACAUCCCGGGCCCCUCUGCAGGCCGGCGGAGAUGGAGGAGCCGGCCCCCAUCCAUGGGGAUGCUCCCAGCCUCCCACUGGGAAGCCUGGCCUCGUCCCCAGGUCCCCAGCUCCCAGGGGGCUGGUUCUCUCCUGGGUCAGAAGGUCCAGUGCUGCUACAUGCCGUCAUUGUCAGGAACCACCAGUAGAGGGCAGCCUGGGAUUCCUAGUUCUAGGCCUGUGGUCCUGCCCUGCACAAAAGAAAGUAGGGUCACCGGAUGAGCCCGCCCAGACUCAGCCCAGACUCAGCCAGAAUCCCCACCAUAGCCCCUCCAACAAAUGCCCCUCUCACACACCCUUCCCCCUUCAGCCGUUUGCAUUUUGAUGCCCUUGGCCACCACCAGGGCUUUCAACACCAUCUUGCCCUGCCUCUUCCGCACUCACGCUGGAACAGGGUGCUUUAUGAGUCCGUCACCCUCCCUCCUUGAAGCGAGUCACUUUUAUUUAUUUAUUUUUGGUCUCACCCCUCCUGUGCCAGCGGAGGGCAUUUCAGGGCCAAGGUACAGAGUGCUAAUUUGCGGUUGUACAUCAGUUUGCUCCGUUCCUGCCUCCCACUCGCCCCCAGCCAGGUGCCUGGGGAGACGUGAGCAGAUGUUUUGCUUUGGCCUGGCUCAUGGCUCUAAGCCAGGCCCCCAAGGCUCUGUGACCUCUGGCUUCUCAUCAGCUUUCCCAAAGAGGUGGAGCAGCACCUUCCCCCAAAGUCCUCUUUCUGCUGCCUUCAGCUGCCUGCUGUGGGCCACAGGCGUUCCGAGGGCGCCCAGGGCUUUUGUUUUCCAUCAAGCCCUUCUCCAGAGCAAAAAGCCAGUCCUCCCCAGUUGUCAUCUGGAUCUCUGGUGAUGGAUAAAGAGAUAUUUUUAAGUGGUAGUCUUAAGUGAUGUUCAACAAAUGAAAAUUGCAGUUUUAAUUUUG
Molecule: messenger RNA, 1858 nt
Organism: Suricata suricatta (meerkat)
Lineage: Eukaryota; Metazoa; Chordata; Mammalia; Carnivora; Herpestidae
Gene: USB1
Product: U6 snRNA biogenesis phosphodiesterase 1
Exons: 7
Coding region: 83-898 (271 amino acids)
Biological process (GO): U6 snRNA 3'-end processing
Cellular component (GO): nucleus
Molecular function (GO): 3'-5'-RNA exonuclease activity
Source: RefSeq, a predicted model, not a curated record